Molecule: messenger RNA, 2119 nt
Organism: Carassius carassius (crucian carp)
Lineage: Eukaryota; Metazoa; Chordata; Actinopteri; Cypriniformes; Cyprinidae
Exons: 7
Coding region: 1-1584 (527 amino acids)
Source: RefSeq, a predicted model, not a curated record
AUGGCAGCAUUCCUAAUCGUCCUUUUAUAUUCUAAAGAUGAACACCGCACUGCUUUCUUUGGAGAGGAUGUUCAUAUUCCAGUGCCAGCUUUAGACACAACUGAGGUGUUGUUCAAGCCAAGGUUGGAUCCGCUGUCAGAGCGGGUUCUCCUGCGAGACGGGAAAAUUCUGGACUCCAGAGCUAAACUGAACGUGCACAUCAGCCAACUGAUCCUGGAGGAUGUGGGCGAGGAGGAUGAGGGCACAUACGUGGUGAAGAACUCUGCAGCCCCAGCUGAUGUCAGGCGAAUCAUUCUCAUAGUUAGAGACUGUGCACUAGAGACUGUGGUGAAAUAUGGAGAGGUGUAUCAUAUCCCAAUCAACCCUUCGAUUGGACCAUACACCCUUGAGUUCAGGCCUGGAGCUCACACUCCAGUUAACCAGACCACAGAGGUGCCGCCUGUGCUGCUUCUCAACCAGACCGGCAUCCCCACGCAAGAGUACGAGGACCGCCUCACCGUGGGCGAGAAGAGGGUCAACCUCCUUUUGGUGACAGGAGCCGAUGAGGGCAGCUACACAGUCGUGGACAGUGAUGAAAAAGUCCGAUUGAGAGCCUGCCUUAAUGUGAAAGACCACCAGAUCUUUGAGCACCUGAAUUAUGGUGAAACCUUGAAGAUCAAGCUUCACGUGGACCACACCAAAGUCAAAAUGGUCUACAUCCCAGACAUUGACCACAAGGAACGACUCAUCAUGGACCAGGGGGAGCUGACGGCACCUGUCGACUCUGUUCUCGAUGGUCGAGCGUCUGUGGAAGGAUCCAUGUUCUACCUGAAGAAGGUCAAAGUCGGUGACAUGGGUGUCUUUCGUGUGAUGGACUCUUUCGGCUUCCGCAUAGCUGACGUCUACCUUCACGUGCAGCCCUAUAAGCUGCCACAGCUCUACGUGGCGAUCAUCUCCUUGCUGUCUCUGCUUGCGUUCCUGCUGUUGGUGUGUCUGCUGUCCUGUCUGAUCAAGGUUCACCGUCGGGCGGAGAGAGCACGUAAGAUCGCCCUAAUCGCCCAACAGGCUGGCAAGGGCGACGGAGAGGCGUUCAGACAGGUGGUACAUGAGGUUUAUACUAGAUUUUCAGAGGAGCCCACUUUACAGUCCACAUGGGAGAACAACACCGAGAGCACAGAAGUUGAGAUCAAAGGUCUGGAGGUAUCAAAACCAGGUCAGUACCAGGCUCUCCAGUCUGAGAAGAACUUCUCAGAGAUGAACGACUCAGGCGUGGAGUUCAACUCGUCUGCGCUUCCUCUGGACAGUGACACAGAUGUCCCCGACUAUCUGGCCUCUCAGAAGUUCCUGCUGGAGUCCGAAACUCUCGCUGGCGUCCCGCCGGCCAUCUCUGAGGGCGACCACAGUGCCACUCGUACCCCUGAUUCCCUUCUGAGCGCCAGCCCCGUCGUCCAACCCAAAUCUGCGCCUCAGAUAGAUGGCGACUUAAUCGGCGUGACCACACCUGAAGAAACGACCAAAGCGGAUGAUUUGGAUGCGAAGACGAGCAAAGAUCCUUCACCAAAUUCUGAGAAAGCUCUGGAUCCAAGUAAUGGAACCACAACCUGAGCACUUCAAAGAAAAUUGAGUCGCACUGACAGGUGUGGCCAUGUUUCAUUCACUACAUCUCACCGUUUGACGUCUAAAAUGACACUUCAUCUCGCUUGGAUUGAUCUGUGGCAUAACAAAUGGUUUUUUGAUUAAGCAAAAAUCCUGAUCCGAUAAGAAAAAAACUAAUCUAAGAGAAGACAACAAAACUCACACAAAAAAAAUAAAAUUUGAAAAACAUCAGUCCUGCACUAUGCAUGCUUUUGAAUUACUGAGGACUAGUAUGAAGCCAAGUGCUAUAUUAGAGUGACCAUGUAGUGCAUGUGAAGACGAAAACACAUGUGUAAGACUUAAUACUUUUUUUAUUUUACCAAGCAAUGCAACAAGAACUAGAACUUUCACCAGAGAGUCAAACUGCCUGAAACUCCAAGGAAGUGUCAAGCAACAUAUGAAGCAGGUUGCAUUGGAUCUUACAUCGACAAAAUGCCAGAUUUUGAGAAUUUCUUCAUUUGUCAAUUCAAAGUAGGAUUCAUUCCAAGAUCAAACAUGUUUCCCC